GCUGAGUUUGUGUAGCAACUGCAAUACCUGGCAACAGCAGCUGGAGUUCAGUCACAACACCAGCGCGGCCUGAGUGAGCCGGAGCUUCUGUUCCCCACCGCUGGAGCCCUUGGGUUAGAAUCGCAGAUAUUUUUAUUAUUAAUAAAGCUCGGAAUAUUAAUUGAGUCGGCUGUGUGUGCGCUGGGUUGUGUGGCCGGCCGGCUGAGGAGCGCUGAUCCGGGGCGCAGCGGUAAACAUGCCCGUGUGUGUGAGUAAAGCGUGCCGGAGUCUGGCUCUCUCCACCUGGCUGCUCUCCUUCUGUUUCGUGCACUUGCUGUGUCUGGACUUCACCGUGGCGGAGAAGGAGGAGUGGUACACCGCGUUCGUGAACAUCAGCUACCAGGACCCGGCCACCGCCGAGCUGAAGACGGAGAAGACCGAGAGCGGCCGCUACGGCGAGCACUCGCCCAAGAGGGAGGCCCGGGGCCCGGUGUUCAUCCCGCUGGCCGGCCACGACCGCCAGGCCUGCGACUCCGGCACCAGGUUCCCCUCACCUCAGCCUGCACACGGGCCCUGGAUCGCGCUCAUCGCCAGAGGCAACUGCACCUACAGGGAGAAAAUCCGGCACGCAGCCGCUCUCAACGCGUCCGCUGUGGUCAUCUACAACACGGGCUCCAGUAACCCCAAUGAAACCAUCACCAUGCCUCAUCCAGGAACAGGAGACGUUGUGGCCGUCAUGAUCACAGAACCAAAAGGGCGAGAGAUCGUUGCCUUGCUGGAGAAGAACGUAAGCGUGAUCAUGCACGUCACCAUCGGCACGCGCAACCUGCAGAAGUACGUGAGCCGAACCUCUGUCGUGUUUGUCUCCAUCUCCUUCAUCGUGCUCAUGAUCAUCUCUCUGGCAUGGCUCAUUUUCUACUAUAUCCAGCGGUUCCGCUAUGCCAACGCACGCGAUCGUAACCAGAGGCGACUGGGAGAUGCUGCAAAGAAAGCCAUAAGCAAGCUCCAAGUCCGCACCAUCAAGAAAGGAGACAAGGAAACAGAGUCCGAGUUUGACAACUGCGCUGUAUGCAUCGAGGGCUACAAGGCCAAUGACGUCGUAAGGAUAUUGCCGUGUCGACAUGUGUUUCAUAAGAACUGCGUGGACCCCUGGCUGCAGGACCACAGAACCUGUCCAAUGUGCAAGAUGAACAUCCUUAAAGCGCUGGGCAUCCCGGUGAAUGCAGACUGCUCUGACGACGUCCCUCCUGACUACGAGCUAUCCGUCAGCGGCCCUCCAACCAACCCUGUGACCGGGGGCAGUGACAUGACCAUGAGUGAAAGCUCCAUGGCGCUGGAUCGCUUGCCACACCUUCACCAUGAGCCCGAGUCUCUCACACAGCUCGAAGUGGGCCCCCGCAUCGCCAGUAGUGAGCACCAGCCUCCUCUGAGCAGCGACUCGGACACAUCACUCAUCCUGCCGGUGGAAGUUAGCCUGUCCGACAUCGAGCUUUCUACUGAAGCUGAGCAAGAAGAAGCCAAGUCCUGAGUCACACAGCCUGGCUGCUACAAAGGCACAGUUUUCGAGGGGGCUCCUAUGGAGCUAAAUAUGUACCAGGACCAGGAUUGGGGGGGGUUAAAAAAAAAAAAAGAUAGGAGGAGGAAAAAGAACAUAAGCAAUACUUUCUCCCAUACGGCCACACUGAGUCCCAAAAAAAGGUCUUCUCGCGCUCUCUGGUCACACCAGGUCGGUCUUGAUGUCUCUUCUUUUUUAAUUUUGCAUUGCGACAGUGGAAUAAGCACACAGCGAGCUUCAAGAUGCCAGAUUUGACUGCUCGGAAAGUCUGCCUUUGAAUUUCGUGUGGGAUCACUGCCAAUAUAUACAUAUAUUCCAGAGUGGAUAUAUAUAUACACAUGCACACAUACAUACACACACAAACAAACAAACAAAAGUAUGUAUCGCUGUGACCAGCCUACUGCAUUUUGUUUCUAAAGCAGUCAGAGUGCAGUCCAACUGAAAAGGAGAAAAAAAAAAGUCAUAUCAUGUCUCAAGUGUCCGCUUGAGAAGUUACCAGUGCUAGCAUUUUUUCAAAUCCAUCUGCGUCAAAUAACGAUUUUGCCAUCCGAAUGGUGCGUUUUGAGAAAUCCCCAAGCACGCCCAUCAUCAAGAGAUUGAGAUACGAGUGAGAGACGUGGAUUAUUCCAGAAACGUCUCAUUUACUUUGCUUAUCAUUUGAGAAUGUUGGGUUGUUGUUUUUUUAGCUUAAACAAACUUUGCUUCCUAAACAUAUGAUUUUUCUGUCCGCUUUCUCCUUAAGAAAUGUGAACUUGGCUUGUAAGGAUAGUCUUCUGAAGUGUCACUUGAGCUCAUGAAGCUAAGUUUUCCUCACAUUCAUCCUGUCAUGCCAUUAGUUAGUGUGAGGAUGAGCAGCAGUCACAUCGAAUCUGAUGUUUCCUUCUUUUAUAACACAUCUAAGGAUUUCAGUACAAGCUCUAGACCGAGCUCUAGACCAAGUCUUGUUGUCUUCUGCUUCUUUCCAAAGCACUAAGUCGCCCUUCCUCAUCACAGAGGUCAGCUUCAAGCCCUUGGCCAAAUAUAUUCCAUUACAUUACAAGCAUUUAGCAGACGCUCUUAUCCAGAGCGAUGUACAGCAUACCCGCAGCAGCCUGGGGAGCAGUUGGGGAUUAAGUGCCUUGCUCAAGGGCACUUCAGCCAUUCCUGCUGGUCUAGGGAAUUGAAUCUUUUGGUCCCAAAUCUGCUUCUCUAACCAUUAGGCCAUGGCUUCCACCAUGUAUGCCCCAUAUUUCCCAUUCUCAUGAAUGCAAUAUUUCAAGAAUGCCUUUAGGGACUUUCUUCAAAUUUGGUAGAAAUGUUCAAUUGGACUCAAAGAUGAGCUAAUUAGAUGUUGGUGAUGGUCAAAGUCCAAGGUGCCUUGUUCAAGGGCAUUUCAGCCAUUCCCAUUCCUCCUGGUACAGGGAAUUGAACCAUUGACCUUUUGGUCCCAAAGCAGCUUCUCUAACCAUUAGGCCAUGGCUUUUGCCAUGUAUGUCCCAUAUUUCCCAUUCUCAUGAAUGCAAUAUUUCAAGAACACCUUGAGGGACUUUCUUUAAAUUUGGUGGAAACAUUCAAUUGGGCCCAAAGAUGAGCUGAUUAGAUGUUGGUGGUGGUCAGAGGUCAAGAUGCCUUGCUCAAAGGCACUUCACCCAUUCUUGCUGAUCUAGGGAAUCAAACCUUUUGAUCCCAAAUCUGCUUCUCUAACCAUUAGGCAAUGGCUUCCACCAUGUUUGUCCCAUAUUUCCCAUUCUUAUGAAUGCAGUAUUUCAAGAACCCCUUGAGGGAAUUUCUUUAAAUUUGGUAGAAAUAUUCGGUUGGACUCAGAGAUGAGCUGAUUAGAUGUUGGUGGUCAAAGGUCAAGGUACCUUGCUCAAGGGCACUUCAGCCAUUCCUACUGGUCCAGGGAAUUGAACCAGCGACCUUUUGGUCCCAAAGUUGCUUCUCUAGCCAUUAGUCCAUGGCUUCUGCCAUGUUUGUCCUGCAUGUACCAUUCUUCAUGAAUGCAAUAUUUCAAGAAUGCCUUGAACGGAAUUUCUUAAAAUUUAGUAGAAAUGUUCAAUUGGACUCAAAAAUGAACUGAUUAGAUGUUGGUGGUCAAAGGUCAAGGUGCCUUGCUCAAGGGCAUUUCAGCCAUUCCUCCUGAUCUAGGGAAUCAAACCUUUUGAUCCCAAAUCUGCUUCUCUAACCAUUAGGCCAUGGCUUCCAGCAUGUUUGUCCCAUAUGUCCCAUUCUCAUGAAUGCAAUAUUUCAAGAAUGCCUUGAGGGAAUUUCUUUAAAUUUGGUAGAAAUGUUCAAUUGGACUCAAAGAUAAGCUGAUUAGAUGUUGGUGGUCAGAGGUCAGGGUGCCUUGCUCAAGGGCACUUCAGCCAUUCCUCCUGGUCCAUGGAAUCGAACCAGCAACCUUUUGGUCCCAAAGCUGCUUCUCUAACCUUUAGGCCAUGGUUUCCCAUUCCAUUCAUAACUUUUUGAUACACAAGAGCGUCAGCAGUUUGCUCUUUUACAGCAUGAAAAGGUCUGAAUAGAAUUGUCGUCGAUUAACGUCAUGAAGUCAUUUUUUAUCGCACAUUGCCUACAGGAGAGCAGAAGUCUAAUGAACGACGUUUAUUUUAAUAUCAAAGUUUUAUUUUUCUAAAAAGAAAACAAAGAAAUGAACAGGCCCUGUUUACAGUCAGUAAGACAUUCGGUGAAAUGGAGACAUCAUCGGUCUUACGUUUUUUGCUUCAAUUUCAUUUCAUCAUCCAAAGAUAACAUUACGAAAUGCCCAUGUGUCACUAUGUCUUUCUCCUUCUCCAUGGCUGGUCUUUUAAUCAACCUUUAUUCCAGCAUUCAGGACAAUUAGUGUGCCAGGGUACGUUUAUUUUUGAAUAAUCUUCAACACUAAGCUCACUCUUUCAGCAAUCCCUGAUGCACAUCAGUGUUUUUAUGACCCUGACAAAACGAGUGUUCCCUUUUUUUCUAGCUUGUCACCGCUUUUUGUGUGCCAUUAUGUGUCUUUUCCACACUGGCUUUCAAACCACAAUGCAUAUGACUGACUGUAACCUUCAUGUUUUUAUUUUACUCAGUAAGUGCUGAAAGGACUGUGCUCAGAGGAGCUGUGUGCUGGCGGUGGGAACUUAGGAACCUCUGAGAAGUUGCCCAUAUAACAAGAAAUUCAAUCAAACUUGUUUGUUUAUUUAUGUAUUUAUUUAUUUACAUUGUGGUGUAAAACUACUUUUAGUAUUUGAGAGACUAUAUAUGUAUAGCGUUAAACAGCACUGCAAAACAUUGGCCGAGAGUGACGUCACGGUCACUGAAACAGCUGCUGGAAAUGAAAUGCGGCGACACUGAAUUCAAUUUAUCUCAGAAACGGGAAGUUCGGACUUGUAAUUGUGUCAUUUUUGACAUCUCUGCAUUCGAGUUGCAAAGAAGACAAAAAAUGGUACUCUGUGAGCAGCCAUGUUGAUUCGAUGUCACUUGCUUAAAUUGGAAGUUGAGGAGACCAUCAUCCUGCAUUCUCAUCUCAUUAUCUCUAGCCGCUUUAUCCUUCUACAGGGUCGCAGGCAAGCUGGAGCCCAUCCCAGCUGACUACGGGCGAAAGGCGGGGUACACCCUGGACAAGUCGCCAGGUCAUCACAGGGCUGACACAUAGACACAGACAACCAUUCACACCUACGGUCAAUUUAGAGUCACCAGUUAACCUAACCUGCAUGUCUUUGGACUGUGGGGGAAACCGGAGCACCCGGAGGAAACCCACGUGGACACGGGGAGAACAUGCAAACUUCGCACAGAAAGGCCCUCGCCGGCCACGGGGCUUGAACCCGGACCUUCAUGUUGUGAGGCGACAGCGCUAACCACUACACCACCGUGCUGCCCCAUCCUGCGUUCCAAAGAAGGAAUUUCCUAUUUGAGCUGGCGUGUUCUUUCUUGUUUUUUUCUGGGCUGAGAUCAAAAAUUACAAGUUAAGGCCUGUCUUUUGGAAACAAAUAUCAGUCUUCAGGUUAAUCAGAUGAUUCAUGAUUCACUUGUAAUAAAUGUCAAGGUGAUUUUUCUUUUUUGGAUUCUGCAGAAUUUGGUGCAAUUGCACCAAGAACAAUCAUAGGAAAAAGACUUAGAAUGGUCUGAAGAAGCAAUGCUGGGGCUGAUUUCUUUCUAGCCCAGAGUGUAGCCUCUCAGUGACAGUCGUAUCAGAUGAUUACACAGAAUAAAACAGGUUCUAGACUUGAUCUCUGUUUGCGCUUAUAUAUUUCAUACAUUGCAUUAACGGCCUUUAGCAGACGCCCUGAUACAGAGCAGGUGCCUUGCUGAAGGGCACUUCAGUCAUUCCUGGUGGUCUAGGGACUCAAACCAGUGACCUUUUGUUCCCAAAGCUGCUUCUCUAAACACACAUUGUCCAGCCAAAGUACAAAUUAGAAAAUAAAUGACAAGCCAGAGAACUGUGUGUUUUAUUCGGGUUGUUCUAUUUUGCGUUUUCAGGUUGUCCAUGCGUCCAUCCCAGGUGCUCAUUAGUGCCGUAUCUCAAACAUGUUUGUAGAAUGUGUAUAGAUUGAUCACUGUAACCAGCAAAUGAACUGAUCUUAUUUUUGAAUUGAUCCAAACAGGGUCAAGAUCACAGCAAGGUCAAAUGUCUUCAAUAGUUAUUCUGCAAUAGCUUCGUCCCUUUUUUUAUAUUUUCAUGCAUACACGUUAGUAUAUGAGGCGACGUAGACUUGUAGAAUCGACAGCAGAGGCACCAUUGUUUGUUGUCGUUGAGUCCUGCUUGUUUGCUUCGAAUGAAACUGUUACAACUUUUCUCUUUAUCAGAUUUUAUAUUGAGCAGAAACGUGGCACAGACCUAGUGGAGCACGACAGACUUGAACAAUUUAAAACAACGAAAGCUGCCAUCUAUCAGUCUGUGACGUGUUUGUGUAUGACACUUUGCCCCACAUCAUCCUUAUUAUUAUGCCAUCGAUAACGCAUCACUCAACCGUAAUAGUUUGCUUGUUGAGGUAUUGAUUGGUGAUUAUCAACAAUUCUACAAUUAAACUAUUAAUAAUGUCACUACCAGCUGAACAAUUAAGCACAAAUGAUACUAACUUGGUCCGAUUUUUGGUUCUGGCAUCGCUUGACAUCACUCUCGGCCAUAUUUUAAAAUAUGUCUACCAGCACAAACUGUUUUUACAGCACAGAAUACAGCACUGAAGUUUGAUUCAGUUUCUUGUUCGACAGAGUCCCAGCUUCCCAGAGCUACAGGAAGAGAAUUAAAAGCUUUUAUCGAGUUUAAUAUUCAACAGUCAGUCAAUAAGCACAAGAUAUUGUAAAAUGUUACUUGAGAUUCAUAUUGGUUUUGGUUUUCCCCUACUCAUUUUGAAUCACUCUUUCUAUUUAAAUAUAAAGCUUUGCUUUUGCAAGGUGUCUUCAUUUAUAAUUGUCAUGUUAUGAAUGUUACUGUUGCUAUGUUAAUGUUAUUGUAGUGCUCAUUGUGUAAUUUAUCAUGGAAAGGAACUUUUUUGCUGACCACUCACACGGCUUGCUGUUCAGCAGGCUGUCGUGCGACUCGGCGAUUUGCUCUCGAGUCUGAGACAAGGUUAUGUAAUCACACAGGGUUCAGCAUCGAUCGCCAAAUCCUCUUUAAUCUGACACGCGACUUGCUGUGUGCGUGCAUGCGUGCGUGUUUAGAAACACAGCCCUCGUGAGCCAGUAAGAGGUCCAUCGUGAAUGAAAUGAUCAACGAUUGUAGCAUCUACAUGCGCUUGCUUUGUUUUUGUGUGUUAACUCCAUUCCUGGUGCACAGUGGGGCUCAAAUAUUCAGCAGUUACACUAAUCCUCCAUGCACUACUUUCCAGAAUUCUUGAGUUAUCGAAAUCCAAUGGCUCCAUCUUUACUGAAACACAGCAGAAGUCUGUUCGAGCACCAGUCAGUGAUGAUUAUUUCAUCAGAGACCCUCGGAGGCGGUAUAACAGCACAAUCUUGCUUUAUUUAUUUUUAUUAAAUUAAAUUAUAACGGGCCAUUUUUCAAUCUUUUUUGUAAAAUUGUGUAAAUGAAGACUAAGUUCAUGGGCCAAACCAAAAAAUGUCCUGCCAGAUUUAGAAAGGUUCACUAAAGUUGAUUUUCCUGAUACUCAUAUAUGUUAGUAAAUACAAAUCAGCUGUGAAUUACUGUCCCGAGUGUCUUCAUUUACAUUAUUGACAUCCACAAAAUUGAUUUGAUUUACCCGUACAUAUAGUCACACCCACGGCUCACAGAGAGACGAGAAAUGACUACCAAACCCCAAGUACACACUACACGACUUUCGAAAUCUCCGAAUCGUAAGCUUUUCAUACUAUACUGCUUGAAUCAGAAGUGCACUCGAUACAAACGCUCUUUCAUUUGGAGGAGACAUCCCACCUGAAAUGCAUCUCAUCCCCAUAUCCCACUUUCUGACCAAAAAAAAAAAGAGCGCAAUUAUGACGGUCAUUAGUUUGUACCGAAAUAAGAGAAAAUGUGGAGGAAAUAUCAGGUUUUUUUUUUUUUUUAAAAGCUGUGUGCCAGAAAGAAUCCUGUGGUGAUUGUUUUUAUUUUUGCCUCUCUUAACAACCUAAUAAUUUGAGUAUGGCAUGCCAAACAGUAAUUUUUAUUUAUGUAUUUAUUUAUUUAUUUAUUUAUUUAUUUUUAAACCAGGGAAAAUAGUGAAAAUAGCAUGCUUACAUUAGGCCCUCGUACUCUUGCAUACCUAGACAGAUGAUAAACCGGAUUCAGGGAUCUGCUGCGCAUGACAUGAGAUACACUUGAUUUCCUUUCAGAGUCUCACUGGCUGUUUUUCAGUGAUGCGCAUGCAACUAGUCGCAGAACGGGUUCACACUACGCAGUUCACACUAUGCUUGAAAAUAUCAGCACUGAAGCGAUUGCUUGCAGACCAAAAAACCGUAGAGCUGGAUGAUCACCACAGGAGCACAGUCGCUGAAAUGAAGGGUGUAGUUGCCAAGCACUGCAAUGAGUGCGUGACUGGAUUGUCAGGGUUAAAAUCAAGUAGUUUGCACACAUUUUAAGUGGUGAAAGAGCUCCUCCAAAGUGCAGCGUGCUCCAAAUCAUCCAAUAGCACAGCUCAGCUCUGCCGUGCAAAGGCAAACUGCAGGAUCUGCAAAAUCUCUGAAGUGAGAUAAAUGGCAUUUUGCCUUGGUUUGACAUGGUACAUUUGCAGUUACUGCGAAUUUCAAACACUCAUAACUCGAAGCUGGAGCACAGUAGAGCCACAGAACUUUCACAUAUAACAGAACAGAUACGGCACCUGAACUUCAUACACAAAACUCAAUUUCAUAAAAUACGCAGAUACUGCAAUUUGCCUUUGCACUGGACAUGCACCAACUCUGUGGCUUUUUAUAGGGCGCCAUUACCUUUAUCCUCAUGUUAUAGCUAGUUUUAUUCCUCUUAAUUUAUGGAUUUGCAUUGGAUCGCUUUCUUGGAUUUCAAUAUGAAAUGCUUAACAAAAUGUUCAUUACGUUGACGCGUGUAAUUGAAAUGGACAAGCGAUUUUAAACUUAACGUAAUCUGUGUAUAAAUUGUAGGAACUCGUCACUAAUUAUACAACCUGAACCCAGUUAAUCAAAUUUCACAUUAGUGACUCACCUUAUGUGUAAGUUUACACAAACUCGCAAGUUCUCCAAGGAUACAAAUGUUUCUUCGAGCAAUUUACGAAUAAAUCAAUUCAUGUCCAGUUUGAUAUGAGGCCCAAUAAGAGUGUAAGCAACAUUGUGCUGUUGUACUGUAGCUUCCUUUCUUCAGUCUCAUCAUUUCAGUUAAGUUUGUGUUCACACCCUUUCAGAAAAGCACUUUAUUUCUGUGAUGGAGCCACGGAUACAUUAAAACACAAAGAUUUUACUGAUUAAACUCAGCAGGGUGAUCGCUAAUCCUGUAGCGUAAGUUAGUUAGGGUUAGUCUAGGGCUGCUGGUUUGCAUAUGGCACACGUUUAGGAUAUUGUAUCAGAGCUCCAUCUGGUCAUAAGUUUAUUCCCCUUGAAUGUCCAUGGGUGGGUUUUAAAGAUUGUUAAACAACUUGUAUACAGUAUCCAGCGGAGUUCAACAGUAUUGCUAUUUUGUUAUAUAGAGGACAGUGUAAAUAUAUUCAGCCGUAUUGGUAUACUGUUCUAGUACAAUGUUGCACGUGUUUGAGUCUUUGAUUGUGAGGUACAAUAAAUUUUAUUGCAAUUUUUUUAUCCAAA
Neoarius graeffei (lesser salmon catfish) is the source of this 9667-nucleotide messenger RNA. It is a transcript of the gene rnf150a, whose product is annotated as ring finger protein 150a. Lineage: Eukaryota; Metazoa; Chordata; Actinopteri; Siluriformes; Ariidae. The transcript is spliced from 7 exons. The record is from RefSeq and is a predicted model, not a curated record. The coding region runs from base 236 to 1507 and encodes 423 amino acids.